GGCGGGGGGUGAUCUGUCCGUGGCAGUACGAGCGGGUUUAACGCUAGUCAGAGGGGGCAACGCCAGGUACAGGGUGGGAAAAUAAGAAAUAGGGAGGGAGUAAUUGGGAGAGGAUGAGAGAGAGAAAGGAUGGGAGGGAGGAUGCUGCUCCCGUCGCCGCUGCCAGCCGAAAAUGGCUGCUACAUCCUCAAGUCUGUCCUGACACACCGAAAGGACAUAAAGAUGGAGAGAGCGAAGAUAAAAAAUUGACAGUCAGAUAGUGGCAACAGAGAAGGGACGGGCUGCGUGCGUGUGUGUGUGUGUGAAUGUGUGUCUGAACAUGUCUGUCCUGGGAGCGAGGGAGUGAAUAAAAGGACCGGAGACCGGAGGGCAGCGAGCUCGAGGCGGCGGGCGACACCAAGCUAUGGAGCGCGAUGUGGUGCGAGUUCGUGCAGUGGUGAUGACACGCGAUGACUCCAGUGGCGGUUGGGUGCCCCUGGGGGGCGGUGGCCUCAGUCACGUGGUCAUCUGUAAGGGACAGAGCCCAGAGGCCAAGGGCCACACCAAAUACUUCGUCCGCGGAGAAAGGCUGCGGGACCGAGCGCCAGUGCUAGAUUGCGCGGUGCAGAGGGGGCUGGUGUACAACAAAGUGAACCCGAUUUUCCAUCACUGGCGUGUGGAGGAGAGGAAGUUUGGCCUGACUUUUCAGAGCCCGGCUGAUGCCGUCUCCUUCGAGAGGGGACUCCGCAGUGUCAUUGACUGGAUGGACAGAGGGGCGACCUCUCCUGUCCUUUGCGCCCCAGAGGAGGGAGACCCUGGCGAUGAGUCCAAGCCUUCUCGCACGGACAGCGAAUCGUCCUUCAACAGCAGGAAAGAAACGUUACCCAAACCCAUCACCAUAGUGACCAGUGAGUCCUCCUCCACUUCCUUUGUGCACCCUCCAGCUUCAGAGGAUUUGAGCUAUAGGAUGAAGCACACUGUCACCGCUCAGACCCCAGCCAUGGUUCAUGUUAUGCCGCUGCAGCACCAGCCCUCAUCAAUCGAUGCUUCAGGAAACCCAGCGGCAACGCCGCCGCCGGCCACACCCUCUCCACCGACGCCGGCCACACGCUCUCCACUGACGCCAACCAUGCUGCCAGCUGCCUCAUCGCCUCUCUCAGCUCCUCCCCUUCCACUUUUGGACCAUGGCGACCUGAAGGAUCUGUGGGGCACGCGUGGGUAUGAGGAUUACAGACGGGCGGAGAUGAGAAGGACCGCGGGUGAAGGAGGCCUGCAGGAUAAGUCAGAGCUGUGUGCAGUGCAUUUCGAGAAGGAUCAGGCCAGGGUGGGGGUCGGGGGAGCAGAGGUGGCCGUGAUGCUGGACAGCAAAUUGCCACAGCGGCUCUCAGCUGGAUCACCAACCAGCAUAUCUGCACCCAAUGCCGUGACGAGCCCUGGGGAGAGCGCAGGGUCCCCACUGCGUGCCGGACUGAGCUCCCCGUUGCCAUGCUGCAUUCACACGUCCAUUGCUAAGCCUCGGUCACGCAGCUGGAAGAGAGGGGCUGGGGCCAGAGGAGCGGCCUGCACCAAGGACUGCGGCCUCAGCCUGGGACUUUUUGGCCUCUCUUCCACAGAUGGUGCCACCCGGCCCACGGAUGACACUGCCAGUCCACCCGCUGCAUUAUCGUCCCCCACCUCCCGCUGCAUCUACUGCCGUUCCGUCUUCAGCACCUCAGACAAUGGGCGCGGGCGCUGCCAGGAUGCCCCUGAUCCAGCCCUGCGCUGUCUGCGGCAGUGGACCUGUGUGUGGUGCGCCGAGAGCCUGCUCUACCAUUGUACCUCGGACCCGGAGGGCGAGUUCUGGGAGCCGUGCUCGUGUGAGGAGCUGCCGGGCGAGUGGCCACACGCGGCUUGCUGCGCACGCUGGGUGGCGCUGCUGGCCCUGUCGCUUCUCGUGCCCUGCAUGUGCUGCUAUCUGCCUCUGUGUGCCUGCCUGCGCUGCGGCGAGCAGUGCGGCUGCUGUGGCGGGAAGCACAAGGCGGUGCGGUGAUCCUGGGGGAGGGGAGGGCGUGGAACUGAGGGAAGCUGGUGGGCAAAGGACACAAUCCCCUCCCUGAAACCUGUCGCCCCCUCGGUGCGCCAUGGCUUCAGCAAGCUGCCGUGCACCUUCUCAUAUAGCCUCACGCCCUUAGUCUGUCCCAUGGCAUUCUGUGCUAAUGGUGACGCUGCGUGAAGCAAACUCUUCCUCGGUACUGCAGUCUUUCCAAAUCCGGUCCUUGGGGACCCCCAGACAGUCCUGGGAGGGAGCAAAAAUGUGGAGUGUCUGGCAGGGUUCAGGGAGGGAACAAAAACGUGGACUGUCUAGUAGGGAGCUGAGUGGGAGCAAAAAUGUGGACUGCUGGGGCAGUUCCAGGGGACCGGAGUGGGAACUGGGAGGGAUCAAAAAUGUGGACCGUCUGGGGAUCCCUGAGGACCGGGAUGCAAACACUGCUCUACUGUAACACACAUCCUUGGUGUAAGCAACGCAAGAGAUGCAGCCUUGGCUAUUUUUAUAAGUGCGUGAUGCUGUUUGAAAAGCAAAGUGUCGUCCACUGGACAGAGGUUACUGUGGGGAUGGGUGUGUGUGUUCAUCGUGUGGGAAGAUACAAAAUGCUUUUAUUGUUUUUCUAUAGUAAUAUAUAAUUUAUUUUGAUUUGAAGGUAUCAUAGUAUUAUAUUAAAUUAUGUAUUAUAUCAAAUUAAUGAUUAUAUUUUAUUAUUUAUAGACAAUGCAUAAUGAUUUUUUCAUGCACCUAAACUUGACACUAGCAAAGAAGAGUGUCUGUGCACACUGACCAGCCAAUAGGGGCGCAGCUGAAGAAUGUAAACCAUGACUGAAAGGGUUCAGCUUUGUUAAACAGGAAACAAAACCUGCAGUGGUAGAACUGUUCGGCACCUUGACCAAGGCACCAGUUUAGUUGGUGAAGCCAGGAGGGUGACGUGUAUGACAGAGCUCCAGAGCUCCUGACAGGUGAUUCCAAGGGGGUAGGAGUCAAGGCAGGAACAUUACUCAUAGUUAAGAUCCCUGCUGGGUUUACUUACAUUAUAUCACUGAAUCACUUCUUGCCAUUACUCAUAAACUCUAAAUGAUGCCAAAAAUGGAUUAUAAAACACGCCGUGUAUUACCAAGCCUGACGACUCAUUCCUCACUUGAAAUCCAGGUCCCUACCAGCCCAGAAGCUACAUUCUUUAACAGCUAGAUGAUAACAAGUAACUUAAAGAUCUUUUUUUUUUUGUCUUUGCCAGGUAAGACCACUGGCAUGGAUUUGACCGAAGGAGACCUAGUAAUGUGAGAAGUCAACCAAAAAAAAAACAUGGUGAUGAUGUAUAGACUGAAUGCUUUUAUAGAUAAUAGGUAUUAUGAGAUACACUUGUGACUGUAAAGGGAAAAUGAUGAGGAAAUAGCACUGAUAAUUGAUGUCUGGCACAGUGCCUUUGUAUAACUGUGAAAUGUUUUCCGUUUUUUAGGAUUAUAUUCAAAGCAAAACUGCAGACUAAUUUCCAUUCUAUUACAGAUCUUAUUUCAUAUCUUAUUAUUUCUUAUCAUAUCUGAUGAUUAAUAACUGAUGGUAUAUCACCAUCGUCUGUUAUUAAUGCGUUUACUCCUGAUGAUGAAAAAAAGUUUUAAGAGGAGAAGAGGAAGUAACCUUGUUAUAGAGAAUGUCAUUUAGGUAGCAGAUCAUAAAGUAAAGAAAGGUCCAUAUAAUCCUGUCUAAUAUAAAGCAGAGGUGUCCAUGUACGGCUGAGCACAUGACUUUUUAAAUGAGAACAUGUAUGUUUCCAAGAAUAUCUGAUGUAUAUAUGGCUAAAUUCUUAUGCUGAAAUGAUCUGUUCACCUCCAUCCAUUUUUGUUCUUUCAUCCUUGUCCAAGAAAAAAAUCAGAUCUACUUGCCGUCCCUUAGAAUAAAGUACAAAUAAUAUACAUUACACUCAAAUAAAUGCAUCAUAAGAGAUAUAAUAUUCAAAAUGUGUAUACAUAGGUAUACAAAGAGACAUAUUUAAAGGUUGCACAAAGGAGAAGUUGAAAAUAGAUCUGUCUUUGAAAGUUCUCUCCUUAUAUCUUUAUGACUGUGCCUUUUGUUUAUGUAUUAAUCUAUUUUUAUUUGUAACUGCAGAUAUGUACUACUUUUAAAGGUAAUAUUUUCCCCAGUUUGUUUAUUUUUAAUAUAUAUCUAAUUAUCAGUUUUUUAAUCCAAACAUAUUCUACAUGUUUUAGUUGUUCACAAUGUGUUUUAUUAAAAAUAGCUUUUUUUUGAGUGCUCUUCAGAUUUUAUGACCUGCCUGUGUGCUGCUUUGAGUCAUUAUACAUUGUGGGUUUGUAUCAUUGAUUAAACCCUAAGACUAUAUUUUAAUGAGCAGUUUGUAUAUUUAUGAAUAGAGGGAGGGGUUUCACCUGUAUGUCUGUAGCACUGUCGAUGAUGUCACAUGUGUGAGCUGUGCAUCACUGUAUUUAAGACUCUUAUUUUAUGAAUGUAUUAAUAUUUGUAAAAACCAACUAAGGUGUCCUUAAUCUCAAAGUGUCCAAAUGCACUGAUAGGAUAGCUGUAUGUGGAAUCCAGAUAUUCAGCUGAGUUUGUAUUUAAAGUGCAUUGUGAAAUGUUAAUCCAUUAGUCAAUUAAUUAAUCAAUCAAUCAAAACAUUGAUAAAACUAAAUUUCUUUCUUGCUAAAAAAUGCCAAGAGAAACAGCUGGUUAAAAAGCGUCAUGUAGGCGUGUGAUCAUGUAUUUCAGAUCUCGUCAGAUUUGUGAUUUGCUGUUGUGGGAAUCCAAGUUAAAAAUUGUAGAAAUCGGCCUUAUUGACUGGCCUGUCAUUUGAGCAGUUUCAAUUUGUCUCAGUUAAUUACACACAAAGUAAUCACUUCUAAGAAGACUGUGAACAUCACCCAUGUUAGACUGUGGAGGGCAAAUGCCAGAUGUUGAAUGUUUUUAUGCUUCUCAUUU
Messenger RNA from Brienomyrus brachyistius, 4936 nucleotides. RefSeq names its product sprouty-related, EVH1 domain-containing protein 1-like. The record is from RefSeq and is a predicted model, not a curated record. Gene Ontology annotation, molecular function: protein kinase binding. Gene Ontology annotation, biological process: negative regulation of MAPK cascade; multicellular organism development. The transcript has 7 exons. Bases 404 to 2008 code for a protein of 534 amino acids. Gene Ontology annotation, cellular component: membrane. Lineage: Eukaryota; Metazoa; Chordata; Actinopteri; Osteoglossiformes; Mormyridae.